Schizosaccharomyces osmophilus is the source of this 1212-nucleotide messenger RNA. It is a transcript of the gene meu32, whose product is annotated as Schizosaccharomyces specific protein Meu32. The coding region runs from base 1 to 1212 and encodes 403 amino acids. The record is from RefSeq and is a predicted model, not a curated record. The transcript is spliced from 2 exons. NCBI's taxonomy places the organism in Eukaryota, Fungi, Ascomycota, Schizosaccharomycetes, Schizosaccharomycetales, Schizosaccharomycetaceae.
AUGAACGUUUACUACGAAGAUUUUUUUAAUUGGAAUUCCUAUGAGACUUUCAAAAUAUGUAAUCUCGAAAACCAGUCUUCGAAAUUUCGCGUGCAAGGUGAAAUUGUAAACAUUAUGAGAAUAGAUUCUAAGCACCGAAACCUUCAGUACCAGUUGAAAGUAAUGGAUGAAACAGGUGUCUUGAAAAUAAAAUACAAUGUAAAAUCGUCUUCUCCUUGCUAUAAAACCUUGCGACACUUAAAAUUAGGAAAUGUUGUCCAGGUGUACAGCAACAUCGUAACGGGUCGAUCAUCUUUGAAUGAAUGGCGGCUUGCUUUGUGUGCUGAGGAUGCCGAAAGUAAGAUUGAGAUCAUUUCAGAAGAUAGCUUGAAAAGAGAUUUUCUCUUCUUGGACCUUUCAAAUCUGUCUCCUCUUCGUUUAUUGAAAGAUAUGCAAACAGCUACAGCAGUUCAUGCUCUUGUUGCUCUGCAGUGGAAGCAUGAUGUCGAGAACUAUCAAUGUGGAGCAGGAAUAAAAAGAGUAAAAAGGCUGAUUGAGGUAACCGAUGGCUUUUACUCUGCAAUUCUAAUUUUACACGACGAGCCACUUGUAUUCGCAAGCGAAGAAUGGAAUGCUCAGACUGUGCUGUAUAUUACACAUAUGAAUGUCUAUGCCGAUGCGCAUGGUCUCCCUGAAUUAAACAUAGAAGAUGCCGAAGUCCAAGUUCGUUGCUUAAAUCACAAUAAAAUAGGCGAAUUUUCUAGGAUUGUCCAUGAUCAAUUAAAGCUUUUAAUACAUGAUUCAAGCAAACGAUGGACUCUAAAGGCACUUGAAGAGCAAACCGUCUCCUCGGGACUUCAAGUCAUUGGGGUUGUAAAUGUUUUAAUUGUGAAAAGCAAAAUCAGAAAACUAUUAAAUUCAAAGAAUCUUUUUAUACAAGCUGACUCGGGAGCUUUAAAGUUUAACAAUUUUGUUGAAACCAUUAUUGAUGAAAGUGGUUGCUUACAGCAUCCCAAGUUUCAUUCAACCCUUUUGGAGUUUCUUUUAGGUUACUCUCCAGAAGAAGUGAAUGGAAUGAAUGAGUCUGAAAUUUGCCAGUUAGAGGAAAUAUUCUUGUAUCGUCGCUUCAACCUUGUAGCUCGAGCGUACGGCAACAUAAUUGAAUUCUUUGAAUCUAAAAGCCUUCAAACAGAAUAUGAUGAUGAUGGACAAUUCAUUAAUUGGACUAUCUAA